GAACGUGAACAAAACCGGCACAAAUUUGGUCACCAUGAUGUUGAUGUUGAUGAUGAUGAUCAUCAUGGCUACGUAACUUCUUUUUGACCCACGAGACUUCAUUCCCAGCUCUCUUAUUAGUCCAGCAGGCGGGUUCAUCGAACCUCUGCCCAAUCCCAAGUCAUCCGUACUUCCGAUCCCGAUCACGGCACAAUGAUGAAGAACGUGGUAGCUUUGGUUACGGGCGGUGCCUCGGGACUGGGUCGAGCCACGGUCGAACGGCUCGUCCGAGAAGGGGCCAAAGUUACCUUAUGUGACUUGCCCACCUCGCAGGGCGAGGCCGUGGCCCAAGGACUGGGUGCCGCCUCUUGCCGCUUUUCACCCGUCGAUGUCACCCAAGAGGCGGAUGUCCAACGAGCGCUAGCCGAGACGCAAGAGCAUUUCGGCCCUUUGAAUGCGGCCAUCAGUUGCGCCGGGAUCGGCGUGGCCUUCAAGACCUACAGCAAAACCAAGAAGAAUGUCCACGCCUUGGACUCAUUUGUUAAGGUUCAAAUGGUGAAUACCGUGGGCACAUUCAAUGUCAUUCGCUUAUCCGCCGCCUGCAUGGCCGAAAACGAAAUGGACGACGAUGAUCAACGGGGCGUGCUCAUUAAUACGGCCUCGGUGGCCGCCUUCGAUGGCCAAAUGGGACAAGCGGCUUAUUCUGCGAGCAAAGGCGCUAUCGUGGGAAUGACUUUGCCCGUGGCUCGAGAUCUGGCCGAUUUGGGUAUUCGAUGCGUGACCAUCGCUCCGGGUCUGUUUGAUACUCCGCUCUUGGCUAGCUUGCCCCAAAAGGUUCGCGACUACUUGGCUCGAACCGUGCCGAAUCCCUCCCGCUUGGGACGCCCUGAUGAAUAUGCUCAAUUAGCUCAACAUAUUAUAUCGAACAAGAUGUUGAAUGGGGAAGUCAUUCGUCUGGACGGAGCCAUUCGUAUGCAACCGUAAAAAGAAACUAGACGGAGGAACCCAACCCUGGUGACGAGAAACAGUCGGGCCUUGAACUUACAGGAUAAAUAUGUGCCUUAUUGAUAGUCACUACUACCUCUUUAUGAGCUGUCAAUGUAGUUAAAAUGAAUUUGCAUGUUCUAUUUAAGAGAUGUAUGUCGAAUUUAUACUAAAAAUGCUGUUUCUGAGA
Molecule: messenger RNA, 1153 nt
Organism: Tigriopus californicus
Lineage: Eukaryota; Metazoa; Arthropoda; Copepoda; Harpacticoida; Harpacticidae
Gene: scu
Product: 3-hydroxyacyl-CoA dehydrogenase type-2-like
Exons: 5
Coding region: 193-963 (256 amino acids)
Biological process (GO): androgen metabolic process; fatty acid metabolic process; estrogen metabolic process
Cellular component (GO): mitochondrion
Molecular function (GO): estradiol 17-beta-dehydrogenase [NAD(P)+] activity
Source: RefSeq, a predicted model, not a curated record